Messenger RNA from Triplophysa dalaica, 2013 nucleotides. RefSeq lists its product as uncharacterized. Bases 141 to 1076 code for a protein of 311 amino acids. Gene Ontology annotation, molecular function: DNA binding; protein heterodimerization activity; structural constituent of chromatin. Gene Ontology annotation, cellular component: nucleosome. The record is from RefSeq and is a predicted model, not a curated record. The transcript has 8 exons. NCBI's taxonomy places the organism in Eukaryota, Metazoa, Chordata, Actinopteri, Cypriniformes, Nemacheilidae.
ACGUGCUCAUGUGAAGAAGCCGCGGUGCAUGAUGGGAAACCGUCAGCCAUUUCACCUCAAACUCUCUUCAGGCACUAAAAACCCGCCGCUGCGGAAUAACAAAACCUCUCUAAACACUCGACAGGUGAUAGUGUGUCAGUAUGGCCCGUACUAAGCAGACCGCCCGUAAAUCCACUGGAGGAAAAGCCCCUCGUAAGCAGCUAGCGACUAAAGCGGCCCGUAAGAGCGCUCCCUCCACUGGAGGAGUCAAGAAGCCCCAUCGCUACAGGCCCGGUACUGUGGCUCUGCGUGAGAUCCGCCGCUACCAGAAGUCCACUGAGCUGUUGAUCCGCAAGCUUCCAUUCCAGCGUCUGGUCCGUGAAAUCGCCCAGGACUUUAAAACCGAUCUGAGGUUUCAGAGCGCUGCCAUCGGUGCCCUGCAGGAGGCAAGUGAGGCAUACCUGGUGGGUCUGUUUGAGGACACUAACCUGUGCGCCAUCCACGCCAAACGUGUCACCAUCAUGCCCAAAGACAUCCAGCUGGCACGUCGCAUCCGCGGAGAACUUCCCUGUCCGUAUCAAACAGGCGCCAUGAUGGCAGCGGAGGGGGCGUGGCUCGCACGGACAACCCUCUAUUACAUCAUCUCUGAUGAUCACGACGAAUGCUCCUGCUCUGGUUGUGUCAGUAUGGCCCGUACUAAGCAGACCGCCCGUAAAUCCACUGGAGGAAAAGCCCCUCGUAAGCAGCUAGCGACUAAAGCGGCCCGUAAGAGCGCUCCCUCCACUGGAGGAGUCAAGAAGCCCCAUCGCUACAGGCCCGGUACUGUUGCUCUGCGUGAGAUCCGCCGCUACCAGAAGUCCACUGAGCUGUUGAUCCGCAAGCUUCCGUUCCAGCGUCUGGUCCGUGAAAUCGCCCAGGACUUUAAAACCGAUCUGAGGUUUCAGAGCGCUGCCAUCGGUGCCCUGCAGGAGGCAAGUGAGGCAUACCUGGUGGGUCUGUUUGAGGACACUAACCUGUGCGCCAUCCACGCCAAACGUGUCACCAUCAUGCCCAAAGACAUCCAGCUGGCACGUCGCAUCCGCGGAGAACGUGCUUAGACUUCACUCUCUUCUUCUUUGACCCAUUCUCCUCUCUUUGUCUCUCUCUUUUUCUCUCUCUUACUGUUUGUUGGUAGUUUUAGCACAUUAGUCAUGGUAGUGGGGUCUGACGUAUGUGGUGGUUUUGUUUUUUGGCAGCAGACUAUUAAGGGUACUUCUUGUUUGCAUGUACCAGCCUGUACCUGAUCAGCCUUAAACACACACACUUUGCCCAUGUGUCAUGAGUGAAACAGAUUGCAGACGGGGUCAGAGGUCUGCGUUUAGAGGUUCAAAACCUCUUGUGCAGGGUGCUAGGAGAGUCCUGAUCCAUCCCAGAAUCCCACAGGCUGUUGGCACCCUGAUGUGUCUGUGUUUGGGGCUGUCAGUCAGAGUGCGAGCAUCUCUCCAACAAAUGUGUAUUAUCGCUAUAUUAAGAAUAACUUUAAUUCUCAAGAUCUGUUCCUUUUUUUAAAUGCAUUAAUAAAAGCUUGUUUCAUAGAUCUAGAGCAUAUUUUUGAAGAAAAAAAUUCAGGUGGAGGUGGAUAUUCCUAUAAAUACAUUUUUACAUUUCAAAAUUAUUUUUGUUUUCUAAUGGAUAAAUUUCAGAUUGAAUGUGUGUAAAGGGAUAUUACCCGUGAUUCUCUUCCGCCUCUCUGUGUGUUCUCCAGGGAAUGACGUGGUCCUUUUGAUAGGAAAGUCUUCUCCUUAAAUAAAUACAUUUGUCGACUCAAUAUUGUUCUUCAGUUAAAUUUUGUGUACACGAGUAAAAUAACACAUCUUAACGCUGAUAUGAUUCUUCAGGCUGAUGUGUAAUCCUGCUCGGUAUUUGACUAGUAUUUUAUUUGUUUAUUUGUUUCUUUAAUAAGAGUUUGACUUCAGAACAUUCAGGUGUUUAAAUAAGCUGAUCUUUGUAAUUUGAAAUUUCUCUUAUUACGUAAUAAAUGGAUGUCACACACUG